GUGACGGGAAUCACGGUUCGCGCUGGCGGGCGACGCCAGAGAGCCCACUGCCUGGAGCAGAUUAAUAUUAAAAUUGGAAGUUUGUAUCUUUUACUGGAUCUUGGAAAUUAAAUGUAAUGGCAAUGGAAUUUAUAAAGAGUUGCUGUAGAGGAUGUUUCUAUGGUGGAACAGAAAAGCACAACUUAUACACGGAAAGAGACUUUAAAGUAUCAAGUAGUCAAAAUACUACUAUCAGUAUACCUCCAUUGACUUCCAUUUCUGUAAAGCCUCAGGUUGGCUGUACUGAGGAUUAUUUACUUUCCAAAUUACCAUCUGAUGGCAAAGAAGUACCAUUUGUGGUGCCCAAGUUUAAGUUAUCAUAUAUUCAGCCCAAGAUGCAAGGAACUCCUUCACAUCUGGAAGAACUUCAAGGAUCUGCCAGAGCAUCUUUUGGAGAUCGAAAGGUAGAACUUUCUAGUUCAUCCCAGCAUGGACCUAGCUAUGAUGUAUAUAACCCAUUCUAUAUGUAUCAGCACGUGUCACCUGAUUUGAGUCGGCGCAUUCCUCCUCCUUCAGAAGCAACGAGACUAUAUGGAUCAGUUUGUGAUUUAAGGACCAAUAGACUUCCCAAUUCCCCGGUGCUAAGCAAGUCUAUGUUUGAUCUUACAAAUUCAUCUCAGCGGUUCAUCCAGAGACAUGAUUCAUUGUCCAGUGUGCCCAGUAGUUCUUCUUCAAGGAAAAAUUCUCAAGGGAGUAACAGAAGCCUGGAUACAAUUACUCUAUCAGGAGAUGAAAGAGAUUUUGGGAGAUUAAAUGUGAAAUUGUUUUAUAAUUCUUCAGUUGAGCAAAUCUGGAUCACAGUUUUACAGUGCAGAGAUUUAAGUUGGCCCUCUAGUUGUGGAGAUACUCCUACUAUUUCUAUAAAAGGAAUACUAACAUUUCCCAAACCAGUGCAUUUCAAAUCUUCAGUCAAGGAAGGCUCGAAUACUAUUGAAUUUAUGGAAACUUUUGUAUUUGCUAUUAAACUCCAAAGUCUACAAACUGUAAGACUUGUAUUUAAGAUUCAAACCCAAACCCCUAGGAAGAAAACCAUUGGCGAAUGCUCACUAUCACUCAGAACUCUUAGCACGCAGGAAAUGGAUUACUCUUUGGAUAUAUCACCACCUUCAAAAAUUUCUGUUUGCCAUGCAGAACUUGAAUUGGGGACUUGUUUUCAAGCGGUAAAUAGCAGAAUUCAGGUACAAAUUCUUGAGGCACAGUACCUUCCAAGCUCAUCGACACCCCUGGCUUUGAGUUUUUUUGUGAAGGUGGCAAUGUUGAGUGCAGGAGAGUUGAUUUAUAAGAAGAAGACACGCUUACUGAAGGCCUCCAAUGGGAGAGUAAAGUGGGGAGAGACUAUGAUUUUUCCACUUAUCCAGAAUGAAAAAGAAAUUAUUUUUCUUAUUAAACUUUAUAGUCGAAGCUCUGUAAGAAGACGACAUUUCGUGGGGCAGAUUUGGAUAAGUGAAGAUAGUAAUAACAUUGAAGCAGCGAACCAGUGGAAGGAGACAAUUACAAAUCCAGAAAAGGUUGUUAUCAAGUGGCACAAAUUAAAUCCAUCUUGAAGACCUCGCAUAUUAAUUUGGUGAAGAACUUGACAUUCUUUUAAAAGACUUAUAAUUUCAGUUUGCUACCAAUGAGAAGAGAUAAAUCAGUACAUUUGUCAGUUUAUUUAUGGAGGUCUUAAUUAUAGCAUAUAAUGGAUCUAAUAGAAAAUUAAACUUGAUGAAAAAAUGGGAUGAAUUAUAUCAGUUUUCCAAAGUAAAAGAAAUAUUUUAAAACUGUGCUGAAAUAGACAAUAAAAUAAAUGGGUAGUAUUACUAGGGCAACUAAAUAAAUUAUAAAAUCAAUGAAAAUAUCAGCCAUAGAUAGUUACUGCUAUGUUUCGGGGGUUUUUUAAGCUUUACCUAGAUAGUCAAAAUCCGGUAUAUCAAGCCUUUGUUAUACUUUAGGCAUUUAGAAGACUUUUAGCACUAUUUCAGUGCUAGUCAUUGUUGUUAGGUCUUAACUCCAUUGUUUACUUCUUUCUACAUAGUUUCUCUCAGAAAGCAAAAUUGAAUUGAACCACUUCAACUCUUCUGUAUUUGGGGGGAAGUUUGUGCGCUGUGUUUGUCAUUUCUUACCCAUAAGUUAUCACAUUGUAAGCUAUUUAUUGCCAAGAAACUUCAGGCAUAGAAAACUACGUUUUGGCAAGAAUAAAUGAAAACACCAGAAGAUGAAGCUAAAUUGGAAACCUAGUAUACACACAUUUUGCUAUAUUUUCCUCCUUCACGGCCUCUUUGUUUUACUUGGACUUGAAAUAAGAUUAUCAUCCAUAUAUGGCCCAUCCUAAUUAGCAGAAUUAAAUGAGCUUAAGUAGCAAAUUGAGAGUUUUAUGAUUACUUCCUUGUUUUUAGUUCUUAGAAUAUAAAAUAUAAAUUACUUGUUCUAUAAUCUGCAACAUUAGGACAUUAGAAUAUUUUCCUGUAUUUUUGAAAUAACCAUACAUGAUAACACUAUGUAGCAAAUAAAUAUUUUCUGUUGCAGUUUCUCUCAGGUAAUUAUUACAACUCAAUAUAUAAGGAUAAUUUCAGUUUAGUUGAUAAUACAAGCUAUGGCCGAAAAGCACAGUUGUUUGGAGAAACAGAUAACACCAUCCCUGAUCUUGGAAACCAUGACUUUAUUUUUGCCGAUGGGUAGACUAAGUUUUUUGUGUUCAUGGUCUUCCAUUUUUCUUUUUCUCUUACCUUGUCCCACACAUGCCAAGAGAUAGAUGGUGAUAUUUUAGGAUAGAAGUAUAUACUUUGCUGUAACUUAAGUCUGCCCUUUUCAUUUUAAUUCUUAAUUUCUCUGUAUCCCAUUAAGAUUUUCUCAAUAAAACGCUAAUUCCUCUUUGCUUAGGUACCACCUCCUCAAGCUACAAAUUGUACAUAUUUUACAUGCCCUUUUCUUCUGUAGCCUAGAAUUUAUGGUAUACUGGUGAUGUUGACAGGUACUCUCUGACACUGCGCAUUUUGAAAUUUUUUUUUUUUUAGAUGUGUGAAAAAUGGCCUAUUG
Molecule: messenger RNA, 3054 nt
Organism: Camelus dromedarius (Arabian camel)
Lineage: Eukaryota; Metazoa; Chordata; Mammalia; Artiodactyla; Camelidae
Gene: TC2N
Product: tandem C2 domains, nuclear
Exons: 12
Coding region: 117-1583 (488 amino acids)
Cellular component (GO): nucleus
Source: RefSeq, a predicted model, not a curated record